CGCCAUUCACCAAUCGCCAUUGUUGUGUUCUGUUUCGAACAUUCUGCAAUAAAAAUAUAAAGAAAAAUGCCUCCAUUUCAUAAAGAGCAGUUGCGAAAAUUGUUUAUUGGGGGUUUAAACUUGGAUACGACGGAGGAAAGCCUCAAAGAUUAUUUUUCUCGAUGGGGGGAGACAGUAGACGUCGUUGUGAUGAGAUUCCCCGAUACGAAAAGGUCGAGAGGAUUUGGGUUUGUAACCUAUGAAAACGUUGAAUCAGUUGAUGCUGUGUUGAUUGCGAAGCCACAUGUACUCGAUGGAAAGGAAAUCGAACCAAAGCGGGCUGUUGCUAAAGAUGAAACAGCACAAUCGUCUAGGCAGGAAGUUGAAAGUUCCCACAAGAUAUUUGUCGGGGGUUUAGCGAGCGCCACAACUGAGGAAGACAUCCGAAAUUGCUUCGAUAAAUUCUGUGAAGAAGCUGGCCAUGGCAAAGUGGAAGAGAUUUUGGUCAUGAAAGAUAGAGACAGCGAUAGACUUCGCGGAUUUUGCUUCGUGACUUUUGAUAGCAAAGAGAUAGUUGACAAGGUAUGUUCUGUGAAGUAUUUUGAAAUAAGAACAAAAACUGUCGAGGUUCGUCGCGCCGAAUCAAGAAUGGCGAUGAUGAAGAAAGAGCAAAGAGAUUAUGGCUAUACCAGACGACAGUUGGAUGAUCGAAGAAGAGACACGCGCGAUAGUUAUCAAGGUGGGUGUUUAUACUGGAUUUAGCAAAUUAACCAUUUUCUCAAUAUAUGCACACCCCUGCCCUGAACUAAUGCAUCAGUCAAUUCCAGCUGCGACCAGGGGUAGGGCAAAUGCCCAGGGGUAGGGCAAAAAAAAGGAACAAUGCCCAACCCCCGUGCCCCACCCAACCCCCGUGCCCCAGACUGGAAAGUUUGGAAAUUGCGCGUGGGAGACUUAGAAAAUUUAAUAGUAAAUAUAUAGAAAGCAACAAAAGUGCGCGGGGGAUUUCUCCCCCGCACAAUACAAACUUUCCACACUGGCCCGUGCCGACAAAUUAGUUAAUUUGAAAGAAUGUCCUAAAUUAAUUACAUGCGUUUUAACAAUUUAUAUUUAUAUCUUUGUUCAUUGUUCUUUUGGGGUUUUUAAAAAAAAAACAGGGAAAACUAUUGUGUUCACUUCAGAUGAAAACAUCGACGAAAGGCUGUGACACACUUGCUUUUAUUGCAGAAAGUUUUUCAUGGUCUUAAUAUUACUGGAAAAACAAGACAGCCUACCUUUAAAUAUGUCCACAAGUUUAUCUAGGCCUUUCGUCUGCCAAGACUCAACAAAGCUCUCGUUUGUCUUUGCCUGUAAAGUCGUCCAUUUUGGCAUACGACAAAGGAAACUGGUGGCCGCGGUCUUUUCUCUGUGAGCUACAAAUGCCCGGGGAUAAUAACCCGAUAUUGACAAAUCCCCGGGUGAGCAUGCAGCUGCAAAUGCCCGGCCGUGGGGACAAGUAAGUGUAAAAAUGCCUGACAAUGUCCUUGGGGGGGGGUGAUCACAGCUGGAAUUGACUGAUGCAUAACCUUAAACCAACAUAGAGCUGUAGUAAUUGCCUCUCGAGGAGUAAAAUUUUCUAGUGUCACACACAUAUUAUUUGCCAUUGGUGGGGACCCUGGGGACCUGUGCAAGGUGUGUGAUACCCUGAUUGAAUAAAAAGCCUGCAACAAUCUCAAGGACAUUUGGUAUUUCACAGCCAUGAGAGGACGUGUAAAUCCUAUUGGCUAAAGUUAUAUAUGCCAAAAUAUGCAUAAAUUAUAGAACCAUCUGUGGCACAAUGUAUAAUUAUACGCUUUCAAUAAAAGCGUAUGUUUUUGAAAGAGUACUGUGAAUUUGGGUUCCAAACUAAAAACUGAACAGCUGCAAAUCGUUAAGAUGUUUUGGCAGGUUUUCUCGUUGGAUAUCUGCCUUGACAAGUUGAAGAGCAUGGAUACAAACACAUGCACGUGUUGGACCAUUGGUAUUUCUCUAAAUAAUACAGUGGCUAUACCCAAUCAAUUUGAAAUACUGAUUGACUAAAUAUGUAUCCUAUUAAAGUUUGGAAUACAUGUCGCUUUAUGCAUUUAUGAAAUGUACUACUCGAUCUACAAACGUUUAUUUUAUGUUAUUAUUAAACUGUGGCGAUUCCAUACUUUAUUUAUUUAGAGUUUUACAGCAGACUAUAUCUACAAACUGCAGUGCAAUUUAGCUUGUAUUGUGUUAUACUUUUAGAGUUUGUUAUUGUAAAAUUUGUAAACAUUUAUACUGUUCAGUCGUUGCAAUUUUGAAACAUAUUGAUUUCGCUCAUAGCUGGCCAUAUUUUGUUUGAUUUUGAAAUUUAUUGUAAGGUUUGGAGCUAAGAUGGUAUUGUCUUCCUUUUGAUAUAUAUAUUUUUGAGUUGCCGUUCAUUAUUAAUACGUAAAUUAUUGCUCGAAUUAUUGUAUUUUUGAGUCUAUAUUUAGACCAUUCUGACAUAUUAAUAGUCAGAGUAAAAUAUUAUAUGUAGCACACAUUCUACAAUCAGUUGAAAUCAAAAUAUCUUGCUUGAUCUACAAACUGAACCUGUUAAGGUGCAAAACUCAUGUUUACAAGUAAAAUCGCCUUGGCAAUUUAGAGUACAAUGUGUAGUAAUGAAGAUUCCUGGUAGAUUGACACCAAAGUAUGGAUAUUGAACCAAGUUGUAUUGAGAACUUGGCCUCACCUUAGGACAGUUUUUCACUUUACGUAAAGAAAUUAAAUGCACCAUUGUGCCGGAAAGUAUGCAUGAAGAUAACUGCUGAAAUUUCAGUAUUUUAUGUCAACAAAUGUUUCAGAUUCAGGCAGAAUGCGAGGCAACAACUUUGGUUCCAGUUUCAAUCAAAUGUCAAUGCAAGGAUCUAAUUCUGGUGGCAUGCCUUUCUUUGGUGGAGGUUCUCGUGGAGGUUGGUUGUAG
This is a messenger RNA of Paramuricea clavata, 2926 nucleotides long. The record is from the annotation of a GenBank genome assembly. Lineage: Eukaryota; Metazoa; Cnidaria; Anthozoa; Malacalcyonacea; Plexauridae.